AUGGUAGGUUCAGAUGCCAAGCCCAAAGAAUUGCCUGCUGAAGAGAGGCGCUAUCGUCUGUCAGCACAGGAGCGUCGUUUGAGCGGCAUGGUCUUGCACGGGCCUCUUGAGGUUGCUUUCUCUGCAUAUGACAUUGUAGUCAAGAUGCUGGCCGACGACCACAUAACUUAUCUUGCUCCUCAUCGCUUUUCCACCCGCAUGUUGGAAGUGCAGCAGGAUCGGCCCUCAAAAUCCAUUGUCAUUGAUGCGACACAACACUUGCAGGUGAAAGACACGGCCUCGCAAAAGCCUCAGGUGGAUCUGCCCGACGCAUUGUCGCUGACACAAGCAAUGACGCGCCGCAGUCUAGCUCUAGACCUGGUCGGUGCUGCGACAUUCUCCCGCGCUGAGGCCUGGAAUCGUGUGCUGGUUCAACACUUACAACAACCGCCGCCACCCGGCUUUAAGUUCAUGGAUACUGCGCAGCUUCUCCGUGCCGACCGCGCGGGUUGGUUGCACAUGGCCCAGGUCCUCACCACUCUGCGGCGCGGGAGUGAUGGAACAUUGCCGAUGGAUGCCGCUUUUGAUUCCUUGCCCACUGUGCCAGCCAUCAUGUUUCAUCUUGCUCCACAGCAGGGUGGGCGGGCCACCGCUGAAGCCAGCCAACCACAUGCCUCAGCGUCUACGGCUGCAGGCGAGGGCAAACUGACAAAAUCGGCCAAGCGGUGCGCUUCGCUGAAGCGGAAACUGUCUGGCAAUACGACUGUCGCCACGCCGCCACCUCCACCACAUGCGACUCCACGGCCCGCCAAGCAGCAAACAGGCAAAGGCGGCGCUAAGCGCACUUUCCCAGAGGCCCUCAAAGGCAUGGCGAGCCGUACCCCACAAGGGCGUCGCAUCUGCUGGGAUUAUAACUUGCCUGGUGGCUGCACGAAUGCUGCCGGCUCUUGCCCGAAUGGUGAUCAU
Messenger RNA from Symbiodinium necroappetens, 945 nucleotides. NCBI's taxonomy places the organism in Eukaryota, Dinophyceae, Suessiales, Symbiodiniaceae. The record is from the annotation of a GenBank genome assembly.